Messenger RNA from Salmo salar (Atlantic salmon), 3667 nucleotides. Its product is annotated as sialidase-1. Gene Ontology annotation, biological process: ganglioside catabolic process; oligosaccharide catabolic process. Gene Ontology annotation, cellular component: cytoplasm; membrane; intracellular membrane-bounded organelle. Gene Ontology annotation, molecular function: exo-alpha-sialidase activity. Lineage: Eukaryota; Metazoa; Chordata; Actinopteri; Salmoniformes; Salmonidae. The record is from RefSeq and is a predicted model, not a curated record.
GUUUGGCUGGAGGGUAGGCCGUCAUUGUAAAUAAGAAUUCGUUUUUAACUGACUUGCCUACUUAAAUAAAAAAGUCCAGUUGGUGGCGGCAAUACAGCUUUUUGGGUUGUAAUCCGCCAUAAAACCCACAGAAGACGACGACGACGAAGAAGAAGAAGUUAGUCAUAUGACCACGGUGUUUAUGGUUUCGGUGAGGAGGAAGUGGUUGCUGUUUAUUCGUCUACAGUUUUGCUCUGAUUCCAUAGUAUCACAACGUUCUUCGUCAAAGAACGGCCGAGAGAAUACUGAAACAGCAUGGUCACAAGGGCUGGUUUGAUGGGGGUACGAAGCCGACUCGCAGUACUUUUCUCAGUUGUGCUAUCGCCAAGUCUAUGCACCUCUUUUGGCCAGAUUGACCCCCUGGUCUAUGAUGAGCAGUUGCUGUGGGUGAGUGGCGGGGCAGGGGCGGUGAACACUUACCGGAUCCCACUGCUCUCCUUCACCCCCAAGGGCAGUCUGCUUGCCUUCGCUGAGGGCCGGAAGAAGUCCCCCAGCGAUGUGGGGGCCAAGUUCCUUGCCAUGCGACGGUCCACAGACAGAGGUGCCACGUGGUCUCCCACCACCUUCAUAGUGAACGAUGGCUUCCUGGCUGACGGACUGAACCUUGGUUCAGUGGUGGUGGAUGAGGAGACUGGCUCUGUGCUACUGAUCUACUCUCUGUGCUUCCACCAGUACCAGUGUGACCCCGCCAGUAUAAUGCUGGUGGAGAGCAUGGACGACGGACUCCGCUGGAGCCCACCAAGGAACCUCUCGGUCCAGCUGGGGGUCAAGAACUUCCUCCCUGGGCCCGGCUUCGGCAUUCAGAAGCACUACCCUCCUGCUAAGGGGCGUCUGGUGGUGUGUGGACAUGGCACCCUGGAGGGUGACGGGGUCUUCUGCAUUCUGAGUGACGACCACGGACGAAACUGGAAGAAUGGCGCCGCGCUGAAGAGCAUCCCCUACAACCAGCCCAAACAAGACCUGGACUUCAACCCAGAUGAGUGCCAGCCUGUAGAGAUGGAGGAUGGUAGCAUCGUCAUCAACGUGCGCAACCAGAACAACUACCACUGCCGCUGCCGCAUGGUGAUGCGCAGCCUGGACGGGGGUGAGACGCUACCCAUGGAGCAGCUGUUGUUUGACUCCACCCUGAUAGACCCUGUGGUAGCGGCAGGGGCGCUGCAGAAGGAAGGCGUGAUGUACUUCACCAACCCAGCUCACAGUACUCACAGGGUCAACCUAACCCUGCGCUGGUCUCUGACCAAUGGCACGUCGUGGGAGAAGAAGGCCGUCCAGAUCUGGGCGGGGCCAAGCGGCUACUCCAGUAUGACAUCACUUACGAGCGGCGGCGCAGAGGACAGGAAGUUCAUUUUCGUCAUCUACGAGAAAGGCCACAAGGACUACUAUGAGACCAUCUCCUUUGCCAAGAUCCACCUCUACGGUGGACUGUAGUAGAGUAAGGCUGGGGGGGUGGGUACUUGGUAGAGUCUGCUUCUAACCACUGGUCCAUGGUCAGGGCCCCUAUUCUCAAAGCCUCUCGGAAUGCUGAACUAGGAUACAUUUUGCCUUUUAGUUCAUAAUGGACUAGAUUAUAUAGACGGGGGACCUGAUCCUAGAUCAGCACUCCUCCUCUGAGAUGCUUUAAAAAAUAUAUAUAUAAUACCAAAUAUUUUUAUCCAUUUAAUAGUUAUGGUUAGGAUGGGGAUUGAGGAAUGUCAUCUGUGGUUAGGGUAUUUCAUCUGUGGUAAGGGGGAGGAUGUUGAAGAUUCUUUCAAGAAGGAAGGAGGACUUAUUGGACUUUGCAGCACAACUUUAUUUUGAUAGGUGAAGGGAGACUUGGAGAAAUCCGAACUACUGCUGUUGUAUGGCACCAAGAAUGACAGGUUUGUGCCACUUUAUCCUAAGGUGGACUUUUUAAAUACAUCAUGAUUUUAUUCAUUAGGGCAAAACGUAGCAAAAACCUUUCGCAACGGAAAAUGGAAAUUUGCUUUUCUUUAUUGGAUAAGUUCAGGUAGUCCCUCCCUGUUUGUCUGUUUUCCUCGAUUUGGUGCCUAAUGUACAUUUAUUAGUAUGGCCCAAUCACAGGUGUCCCGUCCUUUACUGAAGCUAUGGUAGUCUGUAAUGAUUGGUGGUAUGUUGGUGUACGCUUCCUGUCUGGGGCUCCCAUAGCUGAGGGAGGAGGAAAUCCCCCACUCACAUCUUUUAUGUUGUGAUGUGGGGAAGGAAAAAGGUUUGGGUGGGGUAUGCAUCUCCAAGCCAUACAAAUAUUGGGACAGACUUACUAAGCAUUUGCAACUGUGCUAUUUCCAUAGGGCAAAAAACUAGAACAAAGAGUAAAUAUCUAGGUUUAGAGGAGGACCAUUUUAACGCCGUGUAAAUCUAGCUCCCAUGCAUCACAGCCCAUAACAGAAUGGUUUCACUUUCAGAAUGGAUCUUGCCAACUUUUGGCAUGAGAGAAGUCUAUGAUGAGACAAUAGUUUUUGAGGGAAUGGACCUGUAAAGGAUUGACUUGUGUCAGAAUAUGACAUGCACAUUUUGAAUCCCUUUUUUUUUAAAUUAUUAUUAUAUUUUUUUUUUGAGCCAUGGAGCCAGGGAUCUGUCAUUUAAAUGUAAUGGAAAUCCCCCUUGUUGCGCUAUCAGUUGAACAUUUAUUAAAUGUGAUUGUGCCUCAACUCAGUACCUGGCACUCCCCUUGUAUGUGAAACAAAGUGACAAUUUACCUCUGGUUUCUAUAGCAUAUUUGAUCAGUCUCAUCUAUCUAGCACACUUCUGUCCACAGCAGUUGUAGUUGUUUCUCUCAGCUCACCUGGAUGCAAUCUGGAUGCAUGGCAACUCAUUGUGGCAAGAAGUUUAAUUGCCGUAUGUUAUGGUCUUUAGGUCCACUUGAUUUUGUAUUUUAUUUUGCAUAUAUUCUUCUGUUACUGUAAGACUACAUAUCUUACGAAGUUUAUUAUUCUGCCUUUCCUGAAAGUGUAACUUCAAUAGAAUGCUUUCAAUUCAUGUUUGAAGCUAAGAUUUGUGGUUUUAACAUUUUCAGAUGUGUUUUUCUGAUCAAGACAUUGAAUUCCAAUAUAAAUAGUGAUAAAGGGAGGUGUGAGUGUGAUGUGUGUCUGAGUACAAAUAUGAUAUUCUGUAUGUACGUUUGGAUAUUGUACUGAUAUAUUUCCAAUUAGUGGUAAAAUAUCAGAACUGGGCUGCCUGUUUAAAAGCAGCCAUUGAACUACAGUAUGUGGAAACAUACUGUUGUAAAAUCGUUUCAGAUCUUUACAUUUUCUUAAGCCUCUUGUCAUGUUUUGGCAUAUCCCCUGGUCUGUAGAUCAUGUACUGUAUUCUGUACUUCCCUGAACAGUUUGCCAACUCGUGUUUCAUGCUGUGUGUGUGAGCACUAGAUUCAAAUUGAGCUUUUGGAGCAAAGAAAUUGGUCCAUGAUAAACACAGUUUACGAUGUAAGACGACAGAUAGAUGUAAGAUAAGGUUAUAAAAGAGAAUACUGCAAAUAUCAAUUUAACAGCUCUUAUUAUCUCUGUCACAUUCAUAGAAGUAAUAUAUGUUGCCUUAAUAUGAUAAUGUUGCCAGAAUCUUAUAGUAGAAUCCCAAAGUGGGUCUUCUAAAAUGUAUUGUGUUAUGCAUUAAAGCAAAAUUAUAAUGGGGA